AUGACCUCAAACAAUUCGAGACGACCCAUACUUCCGAAAACACAUUCGACUCUAUCUGUUGUUAAUCACAAGAAGUCUACUUCAGGAGUUGAUUCGACUCCAUUAACAAGCGCACCGUCGUCUUCAUCGUCAUCAUUGUCUUCAUUUAGAGCAAUUGCCCCAAAAUCAAAUCAAGAUCACGCAGUGAUUAUCACUCCCGAAGUGGUCAAACAAAAUGAGUCUAGUGAAGAUGUUGUUCACUAUUGUGAUAUUGAAUCAAGUAGUCAGGAUUUCAACCCUCUUAGAAACUAUCGUUCAAUAUAUGCUAAUAACGUCGUACCUCGUAGUUAUUUGAGAGUUACGCACCAACGGGUUCUUUUACCGUCUCAUACAAUUCCUCGAACUCCUAUUAACUCUGAUACGCUUCCAUCUGGACCAUCUAAUUCUGGCUUUAAUGUUAAUAAGAAAGGGAGUCUACGUCCAGUGGUUAAGUUUCUACUUCGUAUAGGUUCAGCACUUGUGCGCUCACAGUAUGAGCCAGCGGUUGGUAAAGAAGUAACUCCCCACCAGUUAUUGAGUAAUCGACGUAAACGCAGACGUGUUGAUGAGGAACCAACUCGAUUAUCUACAGAUAAAAUCAGUAUAGAAACUAUCAACAUUUCUCAUUUAGAAUGGAAACCAAAAGCGCGUCAUCCACGUUGGGAAGACAUAUGGAAUUAUUGUCAUCAUUGUCGUUGUCCCUAUGUUCCUACAUCUGCUUUAGAAUUAUUACGACAUCUAGAACGAGGUCACCAGAAACUAGUUAAUGUUAAUUCACUAGUGAUACCUAAAAAAACACGGCUUGAAAAAGUAGAUUGUAAUGAAUGCAUGCUUAAUGCAGCAGAAUUAUUGGGCAAUAAACUGAUAAGCCGAUUUUAUAUCCCACUCACUGUAAAUAUCUUCGAUUCCUCUUCAAAUAUAUCACCAUAUACAUGUUUUGUCUGUGGACUAGUGAAUAAGUCUCAACGUUUACUAGAAAAUCAUUUCCAACGCGUGCAUCCACAAUUAACCCCUGGUCGUAUAGAAAAACCAACAGUUAUCUUAUGUUCUAUAUGUGGCUUCCCUACACAGACUAAUUUAAUUAGACAUUCUUCUCAUCACUUGCACUCUGAUGUUUCAAUACAUGUAUCAUGUAAAAGUAAUUCGUCAAUACAUAAUAGUGCUCCAUGGUCAGGAUGUGACGCUCACGCACUAGCCUGUCUUAUGCUUUAUCCUACUAUGUAUGCUCGAUUUGGUUUACCUUUUCAUGUUGCUCAUUUUCUCUAUGCAUUAAUUCAACGUAUGUUAAUGGCUCGAAUAAAUCAAUUUGGUGGUUGGAGUGUUCAGUCUUAUACUUUAAGAUGUUGUGCAGCAAUAUCAGCCAUUUAUGGUGAACUUGUUGAUCCAGAUCAAGGUAAACCACUGAUUCAAUCAAAAAUGAGAAUUUUAGAACACAAUAACAGCUUAAAAUCUGUAUUCUCAGAAGCAUCGACUCCUUCAACUGUUUCUUUUUACAAUUCAACUCCCGCACAAAUAAGGACAUGCAAUUCUAAAAGUGCUAUACCUAUUUCCCUAUCAACUGUAUUAGUUUCAUCGUCCUUACCGAUUCAGCCAUGUUUUGCUUCAUCAUCGUCUAGUGUAAAUCUAACUAAUAUAUCAUCAGUGUGUAUUUUACCUAAUUACUCUCCCAUUACUUCCGUUUCUGAUUUGGUAUCGAAAUCUGUGACAGGCUCCAUAUUACCAUCUGUUUUAGUUAGUCAACCUACUACAACUCCGUCUGUUUCAGUGAAACAUACUUUGCCUUUUGAACCAAUGCCUCCUGUUUACGUUACAAUCAGUAAACAGUCUAACCUCUUUAUGCAUGGAAAUACACAAAUCCCGGCUACAACAUCAUCAUGGUCUAUUGUAUCGUCAUCAAAUCCAACUCUUUUAUCUUUCCUCUCUUCCAACCAAUCGAAAAUUCCUAUUCAACCAAAACCUGUCAUACCAGUUUCUGUUGGUUUAGCAUCUGAUAAUUUAUUACAACAACAAUCUUCACUUACUAACAAUGGAGAUAAUACUAUUCGUGUUCAGGUGGGACCUAGUGGUCAAAUUAGGCGAUGCCUGGGAAGUCAACCGCGUAGUUUACCUCGUGUUUUGCCAAUGUUAGAAGUUCCGUGUGAACUGUGCCCUUCCAAUAUUCCAACGGAAACAAUUGUUCAAAGUUUUCACGUUAUGUCUCGUCAUAGAGUUAAAGGUUUACGACAUAUCCCAACAAUUCCUUGUCAUUUAUGUGGUCAAUUAUUUUGGACAAAGGCUGGCGUAAUCCGACACCAACAUGUUAGUUGUGGAUUUUGCGAUGAAAAAGCACUGUGUAAUUCAACUUAUUAUCUACAUGAAAUUAUUAAGCAUCCUCAACACUUCGCCUAUCGGUUGAAUAAAGAUGUGUAUAAUUGUCCACAGUGUUGUCGUGUGUUCUCGGAUAUGGUUUCAUUUAUAAUUCAUUUACAAACUGUACACUUUUUCACUGUACCAGAUGAAAUAAAUAAUAAUAUAUGCAAAUAUGGUUCUACAAGGAAUAAUAAAAUAAAUUUUAAUAAUUUAACAAUGAGUUCAAAAUUAAUUAAUCUUUCUACAUUAUAUUCAUCAUUAUCCAUGUCAACAGUAUCCGUAUCAUAUUCAUUACCGGAUAAUAUUUCUGUAUAUAUAAAGCCCGAAGAAAUACCAUGUUGGAAAUGUUCAGUUUGUAAUGCACAUUUUAUUACCAUUAAUCAUUUAGAUUUACAUAUGGCUCAAGCUAGUCAUCAGUACUGGUGUCCUCUAUGUCUAUAUGCAUGUGAACGAGCAAUUUCAUUAUGGAAACACUAUUGCAGUAGUCAUAACAAGGAAUCGGAACUAAAUCACAUUUCUGCAAAAAAUAAAUUUUAUCGAAUUGUUAAACCGCAAUCAAUUGGCGCAACUAAUACUUCUACUUCAAUAACAACAACACCAACGACAUUAUCACCGUCAUCAUCCUUAAGUACAGUUACUGCAGCAAAAAUUAUUGCCAGUCCUUUAAAACAGGGUAGCCAACGCUGUGCUAUUGGUCACUUAUCCCAGUUUCAUGGGUGCGAUUUAUGUCCAGUAUUUUGUUUAACUGUUGACGAUCUCAAUACACAUAAGAAAACAGCUCAUGCUAAUGAAAUGCUGAAAGAGAAUUCAAAUAAUAAUAAUAAUAACAAUAAUAAUAAUAAUAAUAAUAAUAAUAAUAAUAAUAAUAAUAAUAAUAAUAAUAAUAAUAAUAAUAAUACAAAACAACUUGUUAUAUCUAACACUUCUGACUUUCUCACGACAACAUCGACAUCAGUAACGACUACUACUACAAUUAUUACUUCUACGUUAAGCAAUCAACCUAUUCGAUUGAGCAUUACUACAAGUUCACCAUCUUCAUCUUCAGCGAAAUUCAUUGAUGUUCAUGAUGAUAGUGCCAGUGGUGGUAGUGUUUGUGACGUUAUCAAUUCAUCAACAUUAUCAAUGUCAAAGCAUUCUAAUGAAUCUAAAUUGAGUUUAAAUAGAUUUGUUAAAUGGAUUACCGGUGAACAGCUUAAAUUUGGAAAGUUACUCAGUACCACAGCUAUAAAUAAUAAUACUGAGACAUCGGCUGUUACCAUGGCAACUAGCAGUUUAAAUAAUCAAAUAACUGAUCAAAUCACCAUCAUAGACGAUAAUAACGACGACGACAACAACACUGAUGAUAAACGAGAUGAGCUGAACAAAGGACUGAAUACUAUUGAACAUGAUAAUGUCGGUAAUGGUGAGGAUGAGGAUGUUAUUUGUCCAAUGUGUGAAUUUCACAGUAAAUUACGAAGUGAUGUUAUGCAACACAUUAUGGAUUUCCAUUAAUCAAUACUCCAUUUAUUAUUUGUACUUAUUAAUGAUGUAUCAUCCGGUGGCUGUAUGUUAAUUUUUUGAUUAACUCUUCUCUAUCUUCCUUUCAUGAUGAGCCGAUUUCCCAUAUAUAUAUAUAUAUAUAUAUAU
This is a messenger RNA of Schistosoma intercalatum, 3993 nucleotides long. Lineage: Eukaryota; Metazoa; Platyhelminthes; Trematoda; Strigeidida; Schistosomatidae. The record is from the annotation of a GenBank genome assembly.